This is a messenger RNA of Hyaloscypha bicolor E, 1820 nucleotides long. RefSeq lists its product as uncharacterized. The record is from RefSeq and is a predicted model, not a curated record. Gene Ontology annotation, biological process: proteolysis. Gene Ontology annotation, molecular function: tripeptidyl-peptidase activity; serine-type endopeptidase activity. Bases 92 to 1651 code for a protein of 519 amino acids. The transcript has 2 exons. NCBI's taxonomy places the organism in Eukaryota, Fungi, Ascomycota, Leotiomycetes, Helotiales, Hyaloscyphaceae.
GUUGAAAUGGUUAUUCUCCAUUCACAUUUAUCCUCGUCAAUCACACUUUCCUAUCAGUUCCUCAUUUGUCUUUCGCAUUUCAUUCAUCGUUAUGAAGUCCAACAUAUUACUCUUAGCUUCUGCACUCGCUGCAUCUGUCAUCGCUGCCCCUGCCUCUACCUACACUGUCCACGAGAGACGAAGUGCACAGUCCGCUUCCAAGUGGGUCAAACGCGAUGAACCGCUUGAUAGUCGUGCAAUAGUUCCAGUCAAAAUUGCUCUCACGCAAUGCAAUUUAGGUAAUGGCCACGGUUGGCUUAUGGACGUCUCGGAUCCCUCCUCCGAGAAUUAUGGACAACAUUGGACUACCGAGAAGAUAACCGAAACCUUUGCUGCCGAGGAGACGACAGUCACCUCAGUCACGACAUGGCUCACAAGUUCUGGCAUCUCAGAAGAUCGCAUCACUGUUUCCAACUCAAAGUCAUGGAUCCGCAUGGAUCUUACCAUUGCGGAAGCCGAAUCUCUUCUCAAGACCGAAUACAAGAUGUACGAGCAUACCGAAUCCGCCAAACGCUCUCUAGCAGUUGAUGAGUACAGCGUCCCUGCAAGCAUUUCAAAACAUAUUAACUUCAUCACACCAACCGUUCAACAUCUCACCGCCACCAGACACUUCCAGCCAGCGAAGCCUGCUCGGAAGUCAGAGGUUGCUGAAGUGCAAAAGCUAGACUCAUCGGUUGCUUGGGACCUCUCUAAUUGUGGCCAUAACAUCACCCGAGCUUGCAUCCAAGCACUUUACAACAUGCCCAAUGGUACUCACAGCAAAUCUUCACUCGCAGUCGUCGAAUUGAACGACCAGGUCUUUAACCCCACUGAUCUCUCGGAUUACAUGAACACCUUCGUUACCGGCAAGAAAGUCCCCGAUACCUCCAUCUACGUAAUGAGCGACACAAUCUUCAACAAGACCCUCGAGACCAGCGAAUCCAAGACCGGCGAAGGCAACCUCGACGUGAUGCUGACAUACGGCCUCGUCUACCCCCAACCCAUCAUCUACUACCAAAUCGGGGAUUUCAACCUAUGCGGCGUCGGCGGGAAGAACGGCACUUUCCAGAUCUCCGCCCCUGCAGCUUGUCCCUACGUUACCGCCGUGGGCUCCACCGAGAUCCCAUCCGGUGGCUCAGUCAAAGACGCCGAACACGCAACCAACGCUUUCGCUUCAGGCGGCGGGUUCAGCAACCAAUGGGCGCUCCCGAAAUACCAGGAGAAGGCUAUGGAGUACUAUUACAAGAAUUACGCGCCAGAAUACACAUCCAAGCAGUACAACAAUACUCAAAAAGUCCGUGGAUACCCGGAUAUCGCAGCGAACGGCAACAACAUUGUUAUCUACGAGCAAGGCUCCCUUACUCGCAAAGACGGGACAAGUGCGUCGGCGCCAAUUGUCGCGAGUCUGUUCUCUUUGAUUAAUGGGGAGAGGUUCGCGGCGGGCAAGGGACCAGUGGGCUUUGUCAACCCGGUGUUGUAUGCGGACCCAGGGGCGAUGAAUGAUAUUGUUACGGGUAGUAAUCCUGGUGUCGGGACGGAGGGCUUUGAGUGUGUGGAGGGUUGGGAUCCCGUUACGGGGUUGGGGACGCCGGAUUAUGGGAAACUGUUGAAAGCCUUCAUGGCUUUGAAGUGACCUGCCUUUGAUUGGAGCAUGGACAUAUCUUAGCGUGGAGUUGGGAAUAUUUUGGGAGCAUUGCAUGGAGCGAGCAUUUUUUAUUUGUAUAGCAUAGCGUGGUGUUUUGCAGCAUUUUCAGGAGCAUCGGGGAUAGAGGCAUUGGACUGUACCAAUAUCUUAGACUUGC